GCGGCGGCCACUGCGCCUCAUAUGAGAGCUCUGCUGUGUCUCUUUAAGUACAGCAGGCAGUGCUGUUGGUCCGUGUGGCAGACACAGGCAGCGCAGGGCGCACGGUGCGGCGCUGCCUCUCCGCAGCGUCAAACAGCCUUCACAUCGGACAGGCGACAGAAAAGACAGGUCGACCCACCGCCUGCAUCACGUCCACGUCUGUGAACAGUUGAGGGGAGCGAGUGGAACAAAGAGUGGACCGUCUCAGCGCGGCUGGGGAUGAUGAGGACUGGUGGUGAGCCUACAGGGCCAUUAAUAUUACUCCCUCCUUCUUCUCCGACUGGGUGCUAGAAGCGUGUAGCGGUUUGUCUGCGGUAGAUUAUUGAACAACACUGAGUGACUAAACGAGCUAAUGAGAUUGGCAAACUGGCGUCAGUUAUCUGCGGAUCAAAGCCCAGUAAAAACAGCCUAUCAGAGAAAAUAUUUUUUGUUGCUCAAUGAUCGUGGAGAUGAAACAUGUUUGAGAGAUCCUCCGCUGAGUUGCGUCCUGUGAACUGCAUCAAACCAUCUGCUGCUGGAGCGUCCUCUUGACUCCUGUUUAAGAUGGUGAGUCACGCCCUCUCUCUCGCUGAAUAGCCAGCCUCACAAAGGCGAAAGGAUCUCAGCUCAGCCGGUAAAUAAAAACCCUCUUCCUUCUGCACAGCGUGGGAGAAAGUGCCACUGUGGCGCUGGUGUGGCAUCUCAGUGGGCUGAUAACUGGAGUGAAAGCGGUGUUGAGGGUUCAUCUUUCACUCUGAGCCGCUCACCUUUCAUGCCGUGGCCCCGGAGCCAGCUCUCAGGGCUGGACUGUCAGCGGGAAAGCAGAGAGACUCUCACGUGGACUUGAUCGGCAGAGCUGCACAGUGCACAGGUGUAAAGCAUCUUCCUCAUGAGACUGAAGAGGCAUACAUGAAGGGGAAAGUCAUGCUAUUGUUUGGAUGACCUUCAUGCAGGAUUAAGACACUUUAUCUGACUUUUUCUUUGUUUCUGUUGGGGCCCAGUGGGGCUGUGUGGUGGGAACAGGGACAGCUGGUGUUAAUUAUUCUGCUUUAUGAGUUUUCAUCACUGGGAAAGCGUGUUUGAGUGGCAGGGGGAGCCAGCAUGGCCAAGCCUCUGCUGAAGAUACAGCGCUAUUUCCGCAGGAAACCUGUCCGAUUCUUCUCCCUCAUCCUCCUCUACCUGACCGCCGGGAGCCUGGUCUUCCUGCACUCUGGCUUUGUCGGGGACAGUGGCCCCGGGGGCAGAGGGGGCCGUGACUCUUUGGUAGCAUCAGAGAUGGGAGGCCGGACUUCAAUGUCAGACACACGGGGGCUUGGCAUCAUGAGCAGAGUGUUUAAGGAGACCCGCAGGUCUGGACGGAGGUACGGCCCUCCGUGGAUGAAAAAGGACAGACAUGAGGGCCAGGACACGGUGCGCAGGCAGGGAGACUACACCAACAACUGGAACCGUGCACUUAAAGGACGCAGUGCCAAAGAUGUGGACGAUGGACGAGCAAAGUAUAUUGGCUGCUACAUUGAUGACACACAGAAAAGAGCGCUGAGAGGAGUUUCCUUUUUUGACUACAAAAAAAUGACUGUAUUUCGUUGCCAGGACAACUGUGCAGAAAGAGGGUACAUGUACGCAGGUCUGGAGUUCGGAGCAGAGUGCUACUGCGGUCACAAGAUUCAGGCACCCAAUGCAUCAGAUAGCGAAUGCAACAUGGAGUGCAAAGGAGAGAAGAGCAACCUGUGUGGAGGAGCCAACAGACUGUCCAUCUAUAGACUGGAGCUGAGCCAGGAGUCGGCACGUCGCUACGGCAGCGCCAUUUUCAAAGGGUGUUUCCACCGGCCAGACAAUGUCACUCUGGCACUUCCCUUCAGCAUGGUCAUCCGAAACAUGUCUGUGGACAAAUGUGUGGACAUGUGCACGGAGAGGGAGAAAACGCUGGCCGUCCUGGCUGGAGAUCGAUGUUACUGCGGCUUCCCGACUCCUCUCUUCUCCCUGCAUGAGCCGGAGGACGAGGGCAUGUGUCUCAACCGCUGCCACGGGGAAGAGUUCGAGAGCUGCGGGAACGAAGAGUACUUUGUGGUGUACCAGACGCAAGUUCAAGAUAACCGCUGCAUGGACCGGCACUUCCUCCCUAGUCGUGCCAAGCAGCUGGUGGCACUCGCCAGUUUCCCCGGAGCUGGCAACACCUGGGCUCGCCACCUCAUAGAGCUCGCCACCGGCUUCUACACCGGCAGCUAUUACUUUGAUGGCUCCCUUUAUAAUAAAGGAUUUAAAGGGGAGCGGGACCACUGGCGAAGUGGGAGGACGAUCUGCAUUAAGACACACGAGAGCGGCAGGAAGGAGAUUGAAUCCUUUGACUCCAGCAUCCUCAUGAUCCGAAACCCUUACAAAGCCCUCAUGGCUGAAUUUAACAGAAAAUAUGGCGGCCACAUUGGAUUUGCCUCCCAGGCCCACUGGAAAGGGAAAGAGUGGCCCGAGUUUGUGAAGAACUAUGCCCCUUGGUGGGCGUCCCACACGUUGGACUGGCUGAAUUAUGGGAAGGUCGUCCAUGUGGUCCACUUUGAGAAUCUGAAGAGGGAUCUGUUCUCCCAGCUGAAAGGGAUGGUCCAGUUUCUGGGUUUGAAGGUUUCUGAGGACCGCCUUCUCUGCGUGGAGGGCCAGAAGGAUGGAAACUUCAAGAGAUCGGGGCUGCGAAAGCUUGAGUAUGACCCCUAUACUCCGGAAAUGCGAGCGAACAUCAACGAACUGAUCAGAACAGUAGACGCUGCCUUGAGGAAAAGGAACAUGUCCGGAGUUCCAGAGGACUAUAUGCCAAGAUGAUAUAUGUGAUCCCCUCAUUUUCCUUUCAUCCUCCUUUAAUUGGACUGUUCUGUCAACAGACUCUGCACCACAUUUUGUAGGAUUACAUGACUUAGAUAGCUCUUUCAGUUAUUUUCCUGUGAACAUAGGUCGAAGCUGUAGUGAGAAGAAAUCAGUGUCUUUACUAUUUUAAUUUUAUAUUCAUGUUCUUUCAUUUUCUGUCGAACCUCAGCAGCUUCAUGCAUUAUAGAAGAGGCGUUAUGUUUUUCAUUUUGGCUGAAUGAAAAGCACUUCUUAUCCUGCUCUAUGCACAUGUGCUGUGUAGGCAUGUGCACAUGCCUUAACAUGAGGACGGUAUAAAAGCUGUGACGACAGAGAGACUCGUCCGACUGCGCUGGGUGAUUUGUUGCCAGUGAAAGAACAUGUUACCCAAAAGAUAUUACACAAUACUGCAAAGUGUGUUACAUGAGCUUAUUUUGUGCAAAACAGAUUUAUGAGAAAUCAGAACAUUAAAAUUCUUCUGCUGCUAUCACAGUUACAGAAAAAUACUAUUUUAUACAUAAAAACUUUAAAACAUUUAGCCCUUUGUCAGAGGGGAAAAUGCAAUGUGCAGGCUAUAACUACCUGCUGAUGAUACUGUGUGUUUCCACGUUUUUGUAAGUUAUUGGACUUACAGUAUGUUAGAGGAAUCUUGUUUUCAAUGAUGAAGAGGUAAAAGACUCAGCUCCUCGUAUUCAAGAAGAUGAAUAAUCCCUCUUGAAGGCACUGACUCAAGGAGAGAAGAGGAUUUAUCUCAACAGCAUUUAUUUAUCUCGGGUGUGCAGUGCACAUGUUGACUAAUUUGGUUGUGGAUAUGUUUUCUUAACACUGGACUCGAUGCAGAAAUCCAAAAAGCACUUCUCUGUGCAACACUUGCCCCAAAGAUCACUGAGGAAUUAGGCGUUACACUCGUGUUAUAGAUUGGAGGUUACCUUUAGCAGUAGUGAUCGUUAUACAUUUAUUUUAUGACAGUUAAUCAUACUGAAUGUGAAAACUGUUUUUUUUGUUUUAUUGCUUUGUUGUAAGAAGAGCUACCAAACAUUUAAAGCUGGUGAUAAUUUACUCUUACUCUUAAAAAAAAAAUCCACAAUGUGUGAGAAAUCCUGCUCAGAUUUCAAAAGCAGCACGUCUUAUAAACGGUACUCAAUGUGCUAUGCCAUAUGCUUAAAAAUGAACAAGUAUAUAUAUAAAUACACACAUGAAAAUAUAUAAAUAAAUAAUUAAAUAAAUAAAUAAAUCACUGGUGACUGAGAGCCAGAAAACAGUAACUGACUUCCAUUUUCAGAAUGAUAUAAAUAUAUUUUUAUAGUGUGCGCUGACACAUCGACAAUAUUUGUAUUGCAACAAGCAAAACGGGAGAAGUUGUUUCUAUUUUUAACACAUGCUUUAAACUUUAUUGGCUCCAGCUUUCAUUGACAAGCCGGCACUUUCUGAACAUAGGUGUCACAUUUGAAUGUAUUUUCUAUGGAAUGAAUGUAAUGUGAUAAGGCCCAAUAAAUGAGUACAUAACA
Epinephelus moara (kelp grouper) is the source of this 4355-nucleotide messenger RNA. It is a transcript of the gene wscd2, whose product is annotated as WSC domain containing 2. Bases 1120 to 2826 code for a protein of 568 amino acids. The transcript has 9 exons. Gene Ontology annotation, molecular function: sulfotransferase activity. NCBI's taxonomy places the organism in Eukaryota, Metazoa, Chordata, Actinopteri, Perciformes, Serranidae. The record is from RefSeq and is a predicted model, not a curated record.